Messenger RNA from Cotesia congregata, 3402 nucleotides. Lineage: Eukaryota; Metazoa; Arthropoda; Insecta; Hymenoptera; Braconidae. The record is from the annotation of a GenBank genome assembly.
CUACAUAUUUAGAUAUCGAGAAUAAUGGUUGAGUCAAAAUCACCGACUUGGCAACGGUGUGAUUUACGUAUGACCAGAGUUAAGGAUCCUGAUAGAGGUCAAUUGUUGAUAUUUAAAGAGCUGGAAUGGCAAACUGUUCGAAUAGAGGCCCAAAGUACUAUCGAUCAAAAUUUGACACCUUUGAGACUGUUAACUAAUCAAGCGCGGUGUCGGAUAACUAUCAAGAAACGUCUAUCAGGAAGUCUUAUUGAAAAAGCGACGACUAUUGAAAGAAAGAUAAAAGCCGCGAGAAAACUCGAGGUUUUGCCUGAAUACCAGGCACAAAUAUCUCAGCAGUCAAGAAGCCAAUCAAAAGUACCUUGCAAUACAGCGAUAUCAAAAAUUUUUAUGCGUUAUGACGUAGUUGAAACUUCUUAUCACUUUCUAUCACAACGAAUUGAUUUACAUCUAUGCGACGAUCCUGGAACUGGUAGAUCUUCGUACCCGGAAUUGAAAGAUGGAGGAGCUUUACAGAUAUCAUUGAUUAAAUUCCAAAUAGAUUACUAUCCAUAUCACUUAGCGAUGUCUGACAGAAAACACUGGGCUAAGUAUCGAGAAAAUACAAUGCCUCAUGCCCAGUGGCUGCAGCACGAUCAGCAAACACCUUUAUUGGAACAUGAGCAUAAAAAAUUACAGAAACAAGCUAGCACAGUUGGCACCGGGAACCCAAUAAAAAAUUAUGUGUUGGAACAAUUGUCUACGCUCAUGACUACGUGUAUUGUCAUAAGAAUUUAUGACCUAACUAUUUACAAAGUUACUACUACGACAAGAAAGCCGAUCACUAAAGAAUUUUUGACAGGUGACCGUGAAAAAUUUUCCCUGCCAGAAGAUGUUACUAUUUUACAUGCAGAGUUUACUUAUUAUUAUUAUCCUGUACCACCGCCAAAAUUUUACGUCCAAGUAAAUCCUAUCCAGAUAAACUACGAUAUAUACAGCUGCCUGUGGUUUAAUUCAUUUUUACUGAACCUCUACAAAUCACUGGCGUCAAAUGAAAAUAAAGCCAAUGCUGUUAAUGAUAUUAAUAUGUACUUCGAUGUCAAGUUAGAAGCAAUAUUACCUCGGAUAAUUGUUGAGUCGCAAAACGACUACCCUAAUCAACGUGAUCGUCCCAAGUCAUUGAAUAUUCAAACAUCACGUGUAACUCUUACGAAUGUAAGGUCUGCUGACAGCAAAUCAUCACGUACUGACUUGGCUGAGUGCUUAAAUGCUUUGCAGAUGGGACAGAUGUUUUUUUCUUCGGAUUUUCCUAGCAAUAAGAAUGAUUACCACAUUGUUACUGAUAGAUUUUCGCGCACAGACAACGUGAGAUCCUACCCAUCAAACUUCAAAAUAAACUCCCUCGAAGACAUAAUCGGAAAACUCCACAAAAAAUUACUCUGGCUCGAAUGCAAGGACAUAUGGUGCUUAAAUCUAGAACCUGUAUGGGCAGAUUUCUACGGCGUCCGGGCCGUAGGUAUGAACCGGCCAGUCCCACUACUCGACGCGUUUCCCGUAACAGUCUGGCUUCACAUUACCGACAACAACAAUUCAUCCUCCACCUUGCCUCUAAAAAACGACAACAAAGAACCUCAAAAAACCUCAAAAAACGCAGAUGUCCACGUUUUAGCACACAUAAGUAACCUAAUAAGCGUCCAAUUGAACCACUACCAAUAUUUAUUUUUACUCCGUCAAUUAGAAAUAGUCACCGAGAUGAGCACCUACUUGGUAAUCGACACAAACCGGAUAAUGAAUGUAACAACCGGCUCCUCACUAGUAGUAGGUGCUUUAGUACCCCAGCUCGAAGUGACUUUAAUAAUGCCAUCGCAAACUCCGGGAAAGGAAAAUUCCGGUGGAGAUUUAGAGUCAGUAGUCCCGGACUCAUCAAGUAUAGCCGACGAAUUGCUGCCUAUUUCCCUUACAAACCAAUCAGUAGCAACUAGACUAGAAUUUGGGCUAAAGCGCUUUAAUACCAGCAAUGAUGUUGAGACACCUCAAAGCGAGGUGUCUUCAAUGAUCGGAUCUUUGGAUCCAAGCCACCCUACUGUAACAUUUAAAGCAGCUGAAAAAAGUUACAGCAAACAAUUCGACCAUCCAUUGCACCAGAGGCAAAAUUCAGAAGAUUUAGAAGCUAGAAAAUAUUUAAAGUACUCAUCAAAAGAUCCCUUGCAAUCCGGUUUAAUACAAAAUAAUUUUAAUGUAGGACUUUCCAGUAUGAAAAAAGGCUUCGCUAAUUUAAUGACUUCAAUUGAUUCCGCGCUUAAAGCUUCCCCAGAAGACGGAAGCAGCGAUACUGUUUCUAUGAGAAGCGAUCUUAGUUCUGAUAGCGAAAAUUAUAUUGUUGUGUCUUUGGAAGAUCAGGAAAAAUCUGAUUCUCUUUUUGGGAAUUUAAAUGUUAGUAACAUCACAGCUGUUGAAGAAGCUAGUGAGGUGAUUGAAGAAACUCCAGACACCCAGAGUGAAAAGUCACUUGAUAGUGCGUGCAAGCGCAAAGAUUUAGUGUCAAUGGUGACCUUUAAAUUGUCCAAGGUUGAAAUUAUUCAACAGUCUAAAGGAUUUUUCUCUGCUAUUAAAUUACAAGUCGGGAAAAUAAUUAGCAAUGAGUGUACCUCUAUUCCGUGGGAUGAAAUGCAGACUAAGUUUAGCUCUAGAUCGCGUGGGUGGUCUGAAUUACAGUCUGAUGAUUGUAAAAUAUCUGUAAAAUUACGGCUAGAGCAUGAUUUAAAGAAACAGUACAGUAAUUUAAAUGAUAAUUUAAAUAGUAAAAUUGCGACGUUGUUUGAUGAUAAAGUUACUGGGGAAAUUAAUGAUAUUAAUUUAGUAUUAUCCAUGAGUACAAUUACGGGAUUAACUGAUUUGUUGGAAGACGAGAUAAUACCUGACUAUUUACCUGUUAAUUUAAUGUUAAAUAAUAUUUUUAUUAAAUUAAUUGAAGAUCGCCCGCCUAAUAAUAUUACCUCGCCCGGGCCGGUACCCAUUGAUUUAGCGGUACAGCAUUUAAAGGUUGUUCGUGAUAAAAAUGGACUGAUUAAUAUUGAGUCUGUGAAGAGUAAUGUAGAUAAUAGUGCAGCGCAAGUUAAUUCGGUGACUGAAGGGGAAUUGGUGAAGCUUAAACAAUUGAACAAACAAAUCAAAAAUGAUAAUGAGGAAUUGAGACGGAGAUUGGUUGCGCUUGAUUAUUUGUCGGAGGAAAAUUUAAGGUUGAAAAGGAGUAAGGAUGAAUUGCAUUCGGUUAAAUUGCAAUUGAGUGAAGCGCAGGAGCUUAUUAAAGAGUUGAUGAAGGAGAAGAAUAUUUUGAAGGAGGAUAAUUUGAUGUUACAAAGUCAGGGGAAGAAGUCUAAUGAUUCUUCUAGUAGUGGAAGGGCCUCGUGGUCUAUUAAGAGAUAG